ACACACACACACACACACACUCCCCCAGCCCUGAGUGUAGAGGAGGCGAGAGGAGUUUGUGUGUGAGUCGGACUCUGAGGUGACCUUAUAACGUCCAGGUGGAACUGCGCACACGCACACACACACGCACACAAACACACACAAAUACACACACAGAUCAUCUCGACUUACUGACCCUCAUCAUGUCACGAUUCAGUACACUUUCAGCUCAGGAGAGAAAGAAGCAAGCAGCGGCCAUUUGCAGUGAAAUCCACGGCACUGCCAAUGGUGAGAUGAUGGAUCUGGGAAAAAAGCUCUCUGUUCCUAAAGACAUCAUGCUGGAGGAGCUGUCUCUCCUGUCCAAUCGAGGAUCACGCCUCUUCAAAAUGCGCCAGCGCAGAUCCGAGAAGUACACCUUUGAGAGUAUUCAGAACGAAGCCAACACCAUCUUAAGUAGUGAAGAUCAGACCAAUGCUGAAGUUGCAGAAAACAAAACUCCAAACACUGCGGACAGCAGAAACCCAACUAACCCCGAGGAGAUUGCACCGGGUUACGGAGGUCCACUGAAGGAUAUUCCACCGGAGAGGUUCAAUGCUACGGCUCUGCCCAAAUCCUACCACUCCCCCUGGGAGCAGGCCAUCAUCAACGACCCGGUGCUGGCCGACACCCUGAAGCUCCAGAUGCCUGAUCCUGAACCCAGACCCGAGAUGCCUGACUACAAGAGUUUUAACAGGGUGGCCACGCCCUACGGAGGGUUUGAAAAAGCUCCUCGAGGAAUCACCUUCAAGGUUCCAGAGAUGGACCUGAACCCACCGAGGUACCCGGAGCUGCAGGACCCCGCGGCCAAGCGGCCCACCUUCAACCGCACAGCUCAGGGCUGGGUCUCUGACGGAGUUCCUCUCAUUUUACCCACAAUCCCUGUGGAGUCGCUGGAGAUCCCGGAGUCUGACGACCUGUAAACACCAAAUACACCUCAGCGUGACAGAGCGAGUCGGCUGGAGUCACGUCCACCAACACAGCCUUCAGCUUUACACCACUGAGGUACAGCAAGCUGCAGCUCAAAUACAAUCCUUUCUGCAGUCAGAGCUCAUGACUUCAACAUCAUCACAUUAUUUUAACGAAGAUUUCACUGGAUGAUCCACGAACACAUGAAGCUUUAACAGUGAGAACAACAGCCUUUCAAAACACACACAUAAAAUUAAUACAAACAUCACAAUAAUUAUUAUUAUAGAAUUUAAUGUGUUAAAUAAUUUAUGUAACUCAAAUUAACACAUUAACAGGACAGGAAAUGUGGAGAUGGAGUUGUUGUCUUGUUUUGUUAAAGUCUGAAAUCAUAAUUAUUUAGUAAGAAUAAAUAAAUCAUCCUCAUUGCAUCAGAACAUUUCUGUGUUCAGUACAAAUCAUUUACACAGAAUACUUUUAGUUCUGACUAAAUGACAGACCAGAACAUUUCAGAAAGAUCACAUGACCUUCAGUUUUAUUUUAUGAAACACAUUUAUACAUUGCACCUUUACAGUGAGUCAGAAAUUAAAUAUAAAUCAGAGAGAGAGAGAGAGAGAGAGAGAGAGAAUGAGUGUAAAUACAAUCUGCUGAUUUUCUGAUGCUGGUUUUAUUGUAAAAAGUUCAUGUUGUGAAAUUUGAUGUGAUUCCUGACUGAUUUGCUUUUGUUCAUUAUUUGGGAACCUGUGUGUGUGUGCGUGUGUGUUCUGGUUUGAAGUGUAAACUCCAAAAUAAAGUGUACAUUUAUCUCA
This is a messenger RNA of Neoarius graeffei (lesser salmon catfish), 1730 nucleotides long. It is a transcript of the gene myoz2b, whose product is annotated as myozenin 2b. The transcript has 6 exons. Gene Ontology annotation, molecular function: actin binding; FATZ binding; telethonin binding. Lineage: Eukaryota; Metazoa; Chordata; Actinopteri; Siluriformes; Ariidae. The record is from RefSeq and is a predicted model, not a curated record. Gene Ontology annotation, cellular component: actin cytoskeleton; Z disc. Bases 183 to 938 code for a protein of 251 amino acids.